Drosophila arizonae is the source of this 320-nucleotide messenger RNA. RefSeq lists its product as uncharacterized. The record is from RefSeq and is a predicted model, not a curated record. Lineage: Eukaryota; Metazoa; Arthropoda; Insecta; Diptera; Drosophilidae.
AUGAACAGAAACAUUGGCAACCCUUUCAAGUGGACUACGUGAAUAUCAACAAUUUGUCAUCGUUUGCAGUUUUGCAUUUGCAUUGUAAUUCAUUUUAUAUUUACCUUAUUAAAAUGAAUAUUGCUAUUUUUGGUGAGCUCAAUCAAUUUGAACUGGUUGUGCUCACUAGCUUGAUGCCAGCCGUAUUUAUUUACUUGUGGAUAUUGAUAACCGGUGAUAUUAAAAAUUUCGAACGUAGCAAGACAGCAUAUUCGGUUUACAUUGCAAAAGAUCCUAUCAAUUGUUACCAAAACUAUACAGAAGAGAAAAAGGAUACGUAG